UAUCAAAUCACCUCUCUCUUCUCUCACUCAGUCCCAAAGCUGACCCCACCGCCAUGGCGCGAAGAUCCAUUUCGAUCCUCCGUCACCUUCUAACGAAGCCGCUCACUCCGGCCGUCGCGGCCCAAACCCGAUCCGUCACCUACAAGCCCCGACCCGGCGACGGAGCCCCACGGGCCGUAACCCUAAUCCCGGGCGACGGAAUCGGCCCUCUCGUCACCAACGCCGUCGAGCAGGUGAUGGAGGCGAUGCACGCGCCGGUCUACUUCGAGAAGUUCGAGGUGACCGGCGACAUGCCGAGGGUGCCGGAGGAGGUGAUCGAGUCGAUCAGGAAGAACAAGGUGUGCCUGAAAGGCGGGCUGGCGACGCCGAUGGGCGGCGGAGUCAGCUCGCUGAACAUGCAGCUCCGGCGUGAUCUCGAUCUCUACGCUUCGCUGGUGAAUUGCUUCAAUAUGCGUGGCUUGCAGACCAAGCAUGACAACGUCGACAUUGUGGUGAUUAGGGAGAACACCGAGGGCGAGUACUCGGGGCUCGAGCACGAGGUCAUUCCUGGAGUCGUUGAGAGCCUCAAGGUGAUCACAAAGUUCUGUUCAGAGCGUAUUGCUAAGUAUGCUUUUGAGUAUGCUUACCUAAACAACAGAAAGAAGGUGACUGCUGUGCACAAAGCAAACAUUAUGAAGCUUGCAGAUGGUCUGUUCUUAGAGUCUUGUCGUGAGGUUGCUGAAAAGUAUCCAGGGAUUGCUUACAAUGAAAUAAUUGUUGAUAACUGCUGCAUGCAGCUUGUUUCAAAGCCUGAGCAGUUUGAUGUUAUGGUGACACCCAAUCUUUAUGGUAAUCUAGUUGCAAAUACAGCAGCUGGUAUUGCUGGUGGCACAGGUGUCAUGCCAGGAGGAAAUGUGGGGGCGGAUCAUGCUAUUUUUGAGCAGGGUGCUUCAGCAGGAAACGUGGGGAAUCAGAAAAUGCUGGAACAAAAGAAAGCAAACCCAGUAGCCUUGCUUCUGUCAUCUGCCAUGAUGUUGAGACAUCUUCAAUUUCCUUCCUUCUCCGAUCGGUUAGAAAAUGCUGUCGAAAGAGUAAUCUUAGAGGGCAAGUUCAGGACAAAGGACCUUGGAGGACAUAGCACUACCCAAGAGGUUGUUGAUGCGGUAAUUGCUGCCUUAGAUUGA
This is a messenger RNA of Fragaria vesca subsp. vesca, 1163 nucleotides long. RefSeq names its product isocitrate dehydrogenase [NAD] regulatory subunit 3, mitochondrial-like. NCBI's taxonomy places the organism in Eukaryota, Viridiplantae, Streptophyta, Magnoliopsida, Rosales, Rosaceae. The record is from RefSeq and is a predicted model, not a curated record. The coding region runs from base 54 to 1163 and encodes 369 amino acids. Gene Ontology annotation, molecular function: isocitrate dehydrogenase (NAD+) activity. Gene Ontology annotation, cellular component: mitochondrion. The transcript is spliced from 4 exons. Gene Ontology annotation, biological process: isocitrate metabolic process; tricarboxylic acid cycle.